GAGUGACUAUAAAUUAUAACUUAAAAUUCCAAAAUAUGGCCAAAAAUAAAAGCACAGUCUAUCUAGGCUAUGAGGACGAAGAGAUUACGGAUAAGCAUGCUUCGUUAUUGAAUAGUACCAUAAAUAAAAUUGGUGGUAGUGCGGAUUGGCCAAAUGGUGAAAUAAAAAUUCCAGCCUGUCCUUUAUGCGGCACAGCACGUCCAUUGAUAGUACAACUGUAUGCACCUCUAGAAAUGUCUCAAUUUCAUCGUACCCUUUAUAUAUUUGCAUGCUUGAAUCCUGUUUGCUCGCAAAAUUCCAAGAGUUGGCUAUGCGUCAGGACCCAACAUUUGGAUACACCUGAUCAUAGUGAUAUUAUAAAGGCUGUAGCUUCACCCAAAAAUAAUAAGCAGAAAAAGAAAAAGGAGGCGAGCAAGCAAGCAACCGGAAAGCUGUCUUGGUGUAGUGGAGCAGAUGAUUGGGGUGCCGUCGACGAUCAGGCAAUUGUUGGCGAAACCAUAGAAAAAAUGGAUACAGAGGCGGACGAAUGCAAUGAAUCGAAUGAGGAAAAUGGCAAUGUGAUCAGUGGAAAAAAUGUCAAUUUACCAUUGUCCAGUGAUGGCGAUGAACGUCCCUCAUCGUCGAAUGAGGACGAUGACGAAGAUGAAAGCAAUUCCAUGGACAAUGAACUGAUAAUGAAUUUCAAUCAAAUGGAUGUUCGGGCUGCACAAAACGUUGCCGAAGAUCCCAAUGCCAAUUGUGCUGAUGCCGCUGCUGGCGGUGGUGGUGGUAAUGGCAUUGCUGCUGCAGCUUCAGCAGCAAUAUGUGCAGAAAUUGAAGGACCUGAGACGGAUGUGGUUCUAGUCGAAACACCUCAAAAGCCUGAACGUGAUUUAAUAGCCUUACUUAAGCAUACACCUACACCGGCCGCCUUAGGACCAUUAGCUAAAUUAUCCGAUCUCACAAUUAAACCAUAUUUUAUUGCGGUAGAUUUAGAAAUGAAUGCAUCGAGUCAGGAUUAUGAAUCAUAUGGUGGUUCAUUGUCGGCCGAACAUAUUCGUGAACUUUAUUUGGAAUAUAAGAAGCAGGAUGAAUCGGCAAUGUCACCUGGUAGUGCUGGCGGUAGUGCAGGAGGUGGUGGUAGUGGUGUGGCCGCAGCAACUCCCGAAGAUCAGGAAGCCUAUGAGAAAGCUUUACCGGCACAUGGUGAUUUAAUGUUCCAUCAUUUCUUAAGUACUAUUCAACAGAAUCCUGGUCAAAUUUUAAGAUAUUCUCGUGACACCUUGCCUUUACUAAUCGCACCACUGCAAGAAGCUAUACCGAAAUGUCCCAACUGUAAUGGUGAUACAAUUUGUGAAGUUCAAAUUUUGUCCACAUUAAUACCAAAAUUAAAAAUGCAACAAAGCAAUGAGAAUGCGCCACUGGAAUAUGGCAAUGUAUUGGUGUUUACAUGUUUGAAAAGUUGUUGGGAUACACCUGAUAAAAUGCGAUAUGAAAAAGUUAUAGUGCAGGCAGAAAAAUAAAUCGAAAU
Messenger RNA from Musca vetustissima, 1510 nucleotides. RefSeq names its product programmed cell death protein 2-like (gene trus). Gene Ontology annotation, cellular component: cytoplasm. The record is from RefSeq and is a predicted model, not a curated record. The transcript is spliced from 3 exons. Bases 36 to 1502 code for a protein of 488 amino acids. NCBI's taxonomy places the organism in Eukaryota, Metazoa, Arthropoda, Insecta, Diptera, Muscidae.